AUGGCUGUGACGGCGUGUUACGCUACUGAAACUUACACUACUGAGAAUGAUGACAUAGAUAUUGAAGCUGUCGUCAAUAACUUGGACACACUCAAAUCUUACAUGGACUGUUUUCUAGAUAAGAAAACUUGUGAUGCAGUGCCAGGUGAUUUCAAAAAGGACUUACCUGAGGCUUUUGAACAAGCUUGCGCAAAGUGCACAGCAGCGCAGAAACAUAUCUUUAGAAGAUAUCUAGAAGUUGCAGGAGAAAAGUUGCCAGAAGAUUUAAACGCUCUAAAGAAGAAAUACGACCCUGAAUCAAAAUACUUUGCUCCACUUCAAGCGGCGAUUGCGAAUUCUUAA
Molecule: messenger RNA, 342 nt
Organism: Parnassius apollo (apollo)
Lineage: Eukaryota; Metazoa; Arthropoda; Insecta; Lepidoptera; Papilionidae
Source: the annotation of a GenBank genome assembly